AUCUGUCUCCUUCCUUCUACAGCGAUGUUUAUCACUGUGAUGUUUGGAGCUGGUUGCCGGGAGCUGGUGAACCCGUGGUGCAGCCUGGUGAACUUCACUGGGCAUCUGAAACGGAAGGCUCAGGUGCCCCCAGAAGUAACCAUUGCCCUCCUGGCUGAGGAUGGGCACUUGGUGAAGUUAGAAGAGGAGCUCACCCAGGCCCCUUCCAUGGCCUGUUCCCUGGUACAGGAGCAAGGGACCUAUGUCCUGGUACAGGUCAUUAGUACGUGGGGCCCAAGACUUAUGUGUUGCACUAGAAGGGAGGGACAGCAGGCCACAGACCAACUAAGAUCCUGUUUAGCCUCAGCCUGGCUGGGUCCUGCCCCCGACCGUCCAUCCAAUGCUUGUCCUAAUCCCCAGCCUGGGCCAGGAAACAGAUACAGAAUAAAGGGUAUUAUGGGGACCAGCAGAUGGCCUAGGGCCCCUUUGUCCUCUCUGUACUCUGUAGAAGGGGAAGCUGGGACGCCCACUCACUAUAAGUCGCUACUGGACAAUCUGAAUGACCAGUAUUCAGAGUUAGCAGAGGAGCUGUGCCGGCUCUCCGGCUUUCCAACCACAAGCAAUGGUCAGAGAAGACGCACGGGCAUUCGGCGUGGCCACCGGGAACAAGGUCUCUCUUCAAUGUCUCGAAGGAUGACCUCCCUAUCAUCUAAAAACCGAUAACUGGAGUCAGAGCAGGGUACAGAAGAGCAGGUCCUAUGAUCCGGCACACCACAGCCAAGCUGGACUUGAAUCCAAGGGGACUGGCCCUGAC
Molecule: messenger RNA, 793 nt
Organism: Mastomys coucha (southern multimammate mouse)
Lineage: Eukaryota; Metazoa; Chordata; Mammalia; Rodentia; Muridae
Gene: CUNH22orf15
Product: chromosome unknown C22orf15 homolog
Exons: 5
Coding region: 25-702 (225 amino acids)
Source: RefSeq, a predicted model, not a curated record